AUGGGGAACUAUGCGCCAAUCGAAACUACAGAAGAAGUAGAGAUCGAGUGCGCUGCAAACCCUAUCAUGCCAAAUGCAGAGGAUACAUCCCCCAUCCGACUAGAGUGGAAUUCCCCAAUGAACCAAAGUGCGAGCAAUAGCGCCACCACUCCUCACUCUCCUUCAGGAAAUUUCGGAACAGACCAAGAUUCCUUGCGACCGCUAACCGAUCCAUUGAUGGGCAUUAUUUCCGGGAUCAACACAGCCACAUUCACUCCGAACAAAACCCCUCCUUUGUACUUCGGCGAGUCAUUUGAUAAUAUGAGUUUUCCGUUUGACGCAUCAGUGCAACAGUCUUCAGAAAUGGGAGAUCACUUUUCUACGGACCAACCAUAUCAAGUACACAUGAUCGAUGUACCAACUUUUACCCCCAGCCGCAGUUUUUCGGAUACCUCAGUAUUUAGGAUGACAGGCCCUGAGGUAUCUACCCCUACAUUACCAAACGGGUGGCUGCAGAUGCACGGGGCCAUUACGAGCCAAGUCCAGUUCGUUACUACCCAGGUCAAAUCCAUUGACUUUGAAAAUUUUCACCAAGCGUGGCCCUUUUUACACGUUCCCACUUUUGCUCCCGAAAAGCAGAAUAAUCUGCUGACAAGUGCGAUGGCCAACCUAUCGAUGUGGAUGCAAAACGCCAACCGUCACCAUUUAGUUCCGUACGCAAUCAACCAGGAACUAACGCGGGCACUAAUGCCCACGAUAACGGGAGAAGCCUUAACAGAAAAGCCAGCGACAGAUAUACCAUUACCAACCCUACAAGCAUUGGUCAUCACCUUGAUUUAUGCGAUUCUUGGAAAUGCACCUGCUUCUAGUUUGAAUUGGGCAGCACAGUGGACUGACAUUGCAAUAUCUACGUUGCGACGACUCGGAGUCUUGGAUAAUCAGUGGCAUCCUGAAGAACACCUACAAUCUGCUGAUCAGCAAUGGGUGCAGCUUGAGGAGAUGAAACGGCUAGCAUACGCGGUUUUACGCAUUGAUACCUAUUUGUGCAUCAUUCUUGAUCGCCCCCCUACCAUGCGUUAUCAAGAGUUCGGACCAUCACUGCCCGUGUCAGACAAUAUGUGGCGAGCAGAGACCAGGGAGGACAGAACCAAUUUCCACUGGUACGAACCAGCAGGUAGAACGAAAAGUGCAUUUUCUACAAUGGUCCGCGAUGGACUCGAGUCACGGGGGUUCAUGACUGGGUAUCUUCGGAUGCCUCACCUAACCCUUGAGGAUAAUCAUUUCAGUCUCUGUGCGUUCUUGUCGGAGCUGUGGGCUGUUUCGAAAGAGGUACACGAAGAACAUCAUCGAAACUACCGCUCACCGGAAUUGAACCGCACCACAGACCGAGUCGAGCUUUGGAAAGGCUAUCUUCAAGACUGGCGAGUCCACAUUGAAGAGACCGAUAAGCUCGAAAACGCAUUCUUUGGGGAAUGCAUAAGUGACUGCAGCCAUUUCCUCGGUCUCGACCUUACACUGUACCACCUUCUUUGUCUCAAGCUGUAUGCCAAUAUCCGGUUGCUCGAGCACAAGAAAUGCUGCUCGGGUUGCCAGGAAGCCAAUAUCGAUAAUGUCAUCAGUAUCUGGGCCCAAUCUCCCGCCGGUCGCCAGGCGGUUUACCACGCCGCUCAACUGAAGCGCAUCUAUGAGCGUGAGAGCAAUAUGUACAAACCCAACGACCAACGCCUGUGCAACGUGCUAGGACCGGCCGGUUUAUUGACCAGUGCUAUUAUUCUCUGCACCUACAGUGCCAAAGCGUCCGGAGGUAACAUGCCGCCUGAGGGCGACGCCGUUAUGACACCGCCGGGUGAUGCAAUCGAGCUGGGUCAGUCGAAUUUGGUCGGCACGCCUGAAUUCGAGAAUUGGAUCUCCCAAGGUGGCUCUGCGACGGUGGAUGGGGUCUUCUUGCAUCCUUUCUCGGUCCCGCGCUUCUCGUCCUGGCAUCGCGAUCGGUUAGAAGCAUGUCCUCUCUACUCGUCGCGGUUAGUCGCCUUCCUACUCACAUUAAAAUUCUGA
Molecule: messenger RNA, 2034 nt
Organism: Penicillium expansum
Lineage: Eukaryota; Fungi; Ascomycota; Eurotiomycetes; Eurotiales; Aspergillaceae
Product: fungal specific transcription factor domain-containing protein
Exons: 6
Coding region: 1-2034 (677 amino acids)
Biological process (GO): DNA-templated transcription; regulation of transcription by RNA polymerase II
Cellular component (GO): chromatin
Molecular function (GO): zinc ion binding; DNA-binding transcription factor activity, RNA polymerase II-specific; RNA polymerase II cis-regulatory region sequence-specific DNA binding
Source: RefSeq, a predicted model, not a curated record